Messenger RNA from Juglans regia (Persian walnut), 515 nucleotides. RefSeq names its product cellulose synthase-like protein G2. Lineage: Eukaryota; Viridiplantae; Streptophyta; Magnoliopsida; Fagales; Juglandaceae. Gene Ontology annotation, cellular component: plasma membrane; trans-Golgi network. The transcript has a single exon. Gene Ontology annotation, biological process: cellulose biosynthetic process; plant-type primary cell wall biogenesis. Gene Ontology annotation, molecular function: cellulose synthase (UDP-forming) activity; mannan synthase activity. The record is from RefSeq and is a predicted model, not a curated record. Bases 15 to 488 code for a protein of 157 amino acids.
AGUACGCCACAAUAAUGGAGGGUACGAGUCCAAGAUGCCGCACCGCUGCCAGCAGGCAGUCCACCACCCAUGCAUCAGCCUCAGGCUAUCCUCCCCUUUAUGAGAUUGAGCACUCUCCCCUCACUCUCUUCAACCGUUUGUUUGCUGCAGUUUACGCGUCUGCCAUCCUCUCCCUCCUGUAUCGCCAUGCAUUCAUGCUCAUAAACUCUCCCGCCUUAGCCUCCUCCAUUAUCUCCCUCUCCAUGCUGAUCUCUGAUCUUGUGCUUGCGCUCAUGUGGGCUGGCACCCAGUCUUGCCGCAUGCGUCCAAUCCACCGCAGGGAAUUCCCCGAAAACCUCAACAGGGUUGUGAAAGAUCAAUCCGAUUUUCCUGCACUCGACGUGUUCAUAUGUACCGCCGACCCCUACAAGGAGCCGCCAUUGAGCGUGGCGAGUACGGCCUUAUCUGUCAUGGCAUAUGACUAUCCAACGGAGAAGAUCUCAGUCUAAGUAUCAGACGAUGGGGGCUCGCAGCUC